This is a messenger RNA of Blepharisma stoltei, 1580 nucleotides long. The record is from the annotation of a GenBank genome assembly. Lineage: Eukaryota; Ciliophora; Heterotrichea; Heterotrichida; Blepharismidae.
AUGCGUCAAAGCAUCCAAUACAAGCAAACAAUUGAGUCGUUAAAGACUGAAACGAAAAAGCUAAUUCUUUCCUUCGGAAAAGUAAAAAAAUAAUGAUUGAAAAAUUUCUUUCUAAUAAAGAAAAAAUUAACCUCAAACGCAAGCAAAAAAUUUGAUUCCUCACUAAGGAGAUAAGAGAGCAGCUAUGCUUAGAUACACUCCAGCAGUCCCAUCUCGGUGUUGAAUCUGAGUUGGCCAGACUUCAAGAGCAAGGCGAUGCUUUUGCUUAUAAAAUUGAGCUUGAGAAGCAAAAAAUAGCAGACUUAGAGAAUCAAAUCACAAUUAUGACAGAAAAGCUUAAAGCCCAAAGAGAGUCCGUAGGAGGUUCUCAAGGCGCAAAAGAACUAAAUGAAGGGGUGGCUCGAAAAAUCAAAGGCUUAGAAAAUAAACUUGACAAGUCUCUUCAAAAAUACAAUGAAAGUAUCGCUCACAAUAAGCAGCUUAGGGAGCAAAUUGAUAAGCUCAGAAGAGAAAGGGUUGUUUAUGACAAUAUUUAUAAGAAACUUGAAGAAGAGCUGCAGUCAAAAAAAGAGGAAAUGAAAAUGGUAAUAAAGAAAAGUAAUAAAGCGCAGAAAAAAAGAGACGAAAUUAAAGAGAAAUUUCAAAAAUUAAAAGAAGAAGCAGAAAACGAGCAGGCUGUGUUCGACAACGAAUGAAAAGAGCUAGGGAAUUUGAUUGAAAAGGACAAAAAAAUGAAAGAGUUCUUGACAAAUGAAGAAUUAGUCCCAUCAGAAACAGUCGAUGUCAAAAAUCUGAACAAAAAAGUUGCUAAAAGUGCAUGGAAUAUUGCAAAAGAAAAAUCCAGCAUCAAAAUGUACCUAGAAAAGGUUGAAAUGUAUGAAGAAGCAUUCAAGAAGAUUGAAGAUGCAACUGGGAUAUCAGAUAUCGAUGAGCUGGUUAGGACUUUUGUCGAUGCUGAAAUGCAGAACUACAGCUUGUUUAACCAUGUAAAUGAUCUCAGCAAUGAAAUGGAAAAGCUUGAACAGCAAAUUAAUGAUAUAAAAUUUGAAAUCGAUAAAUAUAAGAAUCAAGGCUCUUCUAAUGAAAAUCAAAGGAAAAAACAAAUGCGAGAGCUCGAACAAAGGCUGGAAAAAACAGAAGAAAAAGCUGGCGAAUAUGAGAAAAAAUGUGAAGGCAACCAGCUGCUUUUAGACUCCCUCAAAGAAGGAAUUGAAACCCUCUUUGUAAGAAUUGGCUGUACUUCAGAAGGAGAAACAGAGUCCAAAACUCCAAUUGGUAUAAACGAUUCAAAUAUAUUGUACUAUAUGGGACUUAUUGAAGAAAAAACCAACGAAAUCAUCCACAUGUACACUAAUUCCCAGCAGUCAGCCAAUCUCUAUAAUAUCCAAUUUACCAACACUUCAGCUCCACCACCAUUACUCCCUAUUGGUAAAAAAAUGGAUAUUGAGCUUCCAUCUGUCCCUGAUAGAGAACAGCCUGACGAAGAUGAAGCUUCAGCUCCUCUGAGUGUGAAAGAAAUGAAAUUCAGGUCUCUGAAGAAAUAUGAAGAAGAAAAAGAUAAGAAGAAAAAAAAGCAAUAA